UGAUCGUCACACUUGCAUACAGAGAAUGAUGAAGAUUAACACAGACUACAAACCUCCUGCUGACUACAAGCCACCUGUUGUUAAAGUGUCUGACAAAGUGAUGAUUCCCCAAGAAGAACAUCCAGACAUUAAUUUCGUUGGCCUUCUAAUUGGACCUCGUGGAAAUACACUGAAAGCUAUGGAGAAAGACACAGGUGCAAAGAUAAUAAUUAGAGGCAAAGGAUCAGUUAAGGAAGGCAAGGUAAGUCCUUGUACCCUUUUAUUUUAUGUAUUGAAUCUUUCUGAUCGAAUGGUUAUUUUGACUGCUAGUCUAUGGUAAUGGGGCUCUGAUAAU
This is a messenger RNA of Penaeus monodon (black tiger shrimp), 334 nucleotides long. Its product is annotated as splicing factor 1-like. Gene Ontology annotation, cellular component: nucleus. The transcript has 2 exons. The record is from RefSeq and is a predicted model, not a curated record. NCBI's taxonomy places the organism in Eukaryota, Metazoa, Arthropoda, Malacostraca, Decapoda, Penaeidae. Gene Ontology annotation, biological process: regulation of mRNA splicing, via spliceosome. The coding region runs from base 26 to 319 and encodes 97 amino acids. Gene Ontology annotation, molecular function: mRNA binding.